AUGCUUGCUGCUUCAUUCAAACGCCAACCAUCGCAAUUGGUCCGUGGGCUAGGAAGUGUUCUUCACACCUCCACCAGGAUAGGCCAUGUUCGUACUAUGGCAACUUUAAAAACAACCGAUAAGAAGGCCCCUGAGGACAUCGAGGGUUCAGACACGGUGCAAAUUGAAUUGCCCGAAUCUUCCUUUGAAUCGUAUAUGCUGGACCCACCAGACUUGUCUUAUGAAACUUCCAAGGCAACCUUGUUACAAAUGUAUAAAGAUAUGGUCAUCAUCAGAAGAAUGGAAAUGGCUUGUGAUGCCUUGUACAAGGCCAAGAAAAUCAGAGGUUUUUGCCAUCUAUCUGUUGGUCAAGAGGCUAUUGCUGUCGGUAUCGAGAAUGCCAUCACAAAAUUGGAUUCCAUCAUCACAUCUUACAGAUGUCACGGUUUCACUUUCAUGAGAGGUGCCUCAGUGAAAGCUGUUUUGGCUGAAUUGAUGGGUAGGAGGGCCGGUGUCUCCUAUGGUAAGGGUGGUUCCAUGCAUCUUUACGCUCCGGGCUUCUAUGGUGGUAAUGGUAUUGUGGGUGCCCAAGUUCCUUUAGGUGCAGGUUUAGCUUUUGCUCACCAAUACAAGAACGAAGACGCGUGCUCUUUCACUUUAUAUGGUGAUGGUGCCUCCAACCAGGGUCAAGUCUUUGAAUCUUUCAACAUGGCAAAAUUAUGGAAUUUGCCAGUUGUGUUUUGCUGUGAGAACAACAAGUACGGUAUGGGUACCGCUGCUUCAAGAUCCUCCGCGAUGACUGAGUACUUCAAGCGUGGUCAAUAUAUUCCAGGUUUAAAGGUUAACGGUAUGGAUAUUCUAGCUGUCUACCAAGCAUCUAAAUUUGCUAAGGACUGGUGUUUAUCUGGUAAAGGCCCUCUUGUUCUAGAAUAUGAAACCUAUAGAUACGGUGGUCAUUCUAUGUCUGAUCCUGGUACCACAUACAGAACUAGAGACGAAAUUCAGCACAUGAGAUCCAAAAACGAUCCAAUUGCUGGUCUCAAGAUGCAUUUGAUCGAUUUGGGAAUUGCCACUGAAGCUGAAGUCAAGGCUUACGACAAGUCCGCCAGAAAAUACGUCGACGAACAAGUUGAAUUAGCUGAUGCUGCUCCUCCUCCAGAAGCUAAAUUAUCCAUCUUGUUUGAAGAUGUCUACGUGAAAGGUACAGAAACUCCAACUCUAAGAGGUAGAAUUCCUGAAGACACUUGGGACUUCAAAAAGCAAGGUUUUGCCUCCAGAGAUUAA
Saccharomyces paradoxus is the source of this 1263-nucleotide messenger RNA. It is a transcript of the gene PDA1, whose product is annotated as pyruvate dehydrogenase (acetyl-transferring) subunit E1 alpha. Bases 1 to 1263 code for a protein of 420 amino acids. The transcript has a single exon. The record is from RefSeq and is a predicted model, not a curated record. NCBI's taxonomy places the organism in Eukaryota, Fungi, Ascomycota, Saccharomycetes, Saccharomycetales, Saccharomycetaceae. Gene Ontology annotation, biological process: pyruvate decarboxylation to acetyl-CoA. Gene Ontology annotation, cellular component: intracellular membrane-bounded organelle. Gene Ontology annotation, molecular function: pyruvate dehydrogenase (acetyl-transferring) activity.